CAGUCGUGCUGGGAAGCCCGUCAUCUGUGCGACGAUGAUUGAGUCGAUGGUAAAGAACCCUCGUUCAACACGUGCAGGAGGAAGUGAUGUAGCUAAUGCUCAUGCUCUGGAUGGAGCGGAUUGCGUCAUGCUCUCUGGAGAAACUGCGAAAGGAGAUUACCCUCUUGAAGCUCUCAAGAUGCACUACAUCUGCAAGGAAGCUGAAGCUGCUCUUUACCACAACAAACUCUUCGAAGAGCUUCUAAACACCCCACGUCCAACUUAAAUGACCCAAACUAUCGCAACAGCAGCAACCAGUGCCGCUGUCAGUGGUCAUGCAUCGGCUAUACUUCUGAUUGCCACCACUGGACGUUUUGCACUUUGUUGCUCUCGUUACAAGAGUCCUGUGCCAAUAUUAACAAUCUGCCGUAAUGCUAGUGUCUGCGCUAGCUUCAUUGGUACAGAGGUAUCUUCCCAGUGCACUACGAUAAACCACGUUGCAAUCGAUCGGACUACGGAUAUAGAAAAUAGACGUAAAAAGGUAGCACUGCCAUGCAUGAUGCUUUGA
Messenger RNA from Cylicocyclus nassatus, 547 nucleotides. The record is from the annotation of a GenBank genome assembly. Lineage: Eukaryota; Metazoa; Nematoda; Chromadorea; Rhabditida; Strongylidae.